Messenger RNA from Manis javanica (Malayan pangolin), 2086 nucleotides. NCBI's taxonomy places the organism in Eukaryota, Metazoa, Chordata, Mammalia, Pholidota, Manidae. The record is from RefSeq and is a predicted model, not a curated record.
CCGGAAGCUCUUUGUGGGGAUGCUAGGGAAGCAGCAGACAGAUGAGGACGUUAGGAAGAUGUUCGAGCCUUUCGGGACCAUAGAUGAGUGCACUGUGCUCCGGGGGCCAGAUGGCACCAGCAAAGGCUGUGCCUUUGUGAAGUUCCAGACCCAUGCUGAGGCCCAAGCCGCCAUCCACACCCUCCACAACAGCCGGACCCUGCCAGGUGCCUCAUCCAGCCUGGUGGUGAAGUUUGCUGACACCGAGAAGGAGCGAGGUCUCCGCAGAAUGCAGCAGGUGGCGAGCCAGCUAGGCAUGUUCAGCCCCAUCGCUCUCCAGUUCGGAGCCUACAGCGCCUACACCCAGGCUCUGAUACAGCAGCAGGCAGCGCUGGUGGCAGCGCACAGCGCCUACCUCAGCCCCAUGGCCACCAUGGCUGCUGUGCAGAUGCAGCACAUGGCUGCCAUCAACGCCAAUGGCCUCAUUGCCACCCCCAUCACCCCCUCCUCAGGAACCAGCACCCCUCCCGCCAUCGCUGCCACACCCGUGUCUGCAAUUCCUGCUGCCCUGGGUGUCAACGGCUACAGCCCAGUGCCCACCCAGCCCACCGGGCAGCCUGCCACUGAUGCUUUGUAUCCCAACGGGGUUCACCCCUACCCAGCCCAGAGCACCGCGGCCCCCGUGGACCCCCUCCAGCAGGCCUACGCGGGGAUGCAGCACUAUACAGCAGCCUACCCCACAGCCUACAGCCUGGUGGCACCUGCAUUCCCGCAACCUCCUGCCCUGGUCGCACAGCAGCCCCCACCGCCCCCCCAGCAGCAGCAGCCGCAGCAGCCCCAGCCGCAGCAGCGGGAAGGCCCUGAUGGCUGCAAUAUCUUCAUCUACCACCUGCCCCAGGAGUUCACUGACUCAGAAAUCCUCCAGAUGUUUGUCCCCUUUGGCCAUGUCAUCUCAGCCAAAGUCUUUGUUGACCGGGCUACCAAUCAGAGCAAGUGUUUUGGCUUUGUGAGUUUCGACAAUCCAGCCAGUGCCCAGGCUGCCAUCCAAGCCAUGAACGGUUUCCAGAUUGGCAUGAAGCGCCUCAAAGUCCAGCUAAAGCGGCCUAAGGAUGCCAACCGGCCCUACUGAGGGCCCCAGGUCUGGAGACAACAGAGGAAGGGGCACUUCCCCCUUCCCCAUGACUGGCCCCAGCCCUCUCUGCACAUCUGCCCAGGCCUUGAUUGGGCUCUGGGGCAAAAGCUGCUUCAUGGCCCUGGUGGCACAGGACACCAGCCCACUCCUACCACUCCUCCUUUCCUGAGAGGCUUGUUUGCUCCCAGGUGCCCUUUUGGCCUCUGUGAGGGAGCAAGGGACAGGCUUGAAGGCUCUGGAGCAUCUGCCUUCUGCUGGGGCUCCUGUGGCAGGCCUUCGCACCGGCCUUCCCCCACAGCUGGCCUGUUCUUCCUCUGUGGCCCUGGAAGGGCAACAGGGGCCUCCCACAUGUUCCCCAUCACACCAUCAACCCCAGCCUCUUCUCCACAUUAGGGGUAUCUCAGAAGGUGGUUCUUCCUCCCCGCCACCCUCAGCUAGAGGUAGGAUAUCCCUGAACCCUGGGCACCCAGCCCUGAAACUCAACUGCCUCUCCCAAGGGCCCCCUCUGAGGAGGGUGUUGGGGAGCCCUGAAGGCUGCCCUUCUACCAGUCAGCCACAGAGACCCUCCUCCUUUCAUGAGGAAAAGACCUCUCCCAAGCCCCUAAAAAUGUUUACAGUCUCUGCUGGUCCCCUCCUUGUAAAUACCACUACCACCCGUGCAUUAUCGAGCCUGGCCUGGCCCGGAUGCUGCCAUCUCUCUUUCUGGGAGUUUAGACAUUGUUUCCCUUGGAUUUUUUCUCUCUUGAUUUCUCCCUUUGUUUUGGAGGGUAAUUGGGUAUUUGGGAGGUGGGGUGUGGGGAGGGCUAAAGGGGUUUAUUACAUGAUCAUUUUCUUUAGGAAGAGGUUUUAGGAGAAAAAAAUGGGGUGGGUGUGGGUGUGGUAAGGGGAGACUGGAGAGUCAGUUUCAGACACUUCUCUAUGCUUAACUUAUUUAUUUAUUGCAUUUUACUUUUAAAGAGUUGGUCUUUUCUGUUU